GUGCAACCAUGUAUGUACGCGACCCGGUCCAUCUCCUUGGACACGUUCUCUGCACCGUGCACACUGUACCAGCGCUAGGCCGAUCCACACUUGAAUGACUGGGCUGGCUGUGAUGGGCGGAUUUACUUCCGUGACCGUUGUCGCCUCGGCCGUGUUCCUGAUGGGGACUCUGGCAAUGCAUUGGACUGCGGACCACCUGAUGCUGUGGCAGACGCCGAUCACACGGCAGUCGCUGCUGACCGCGCACGAAUACUACCACUACACAUUCUCGGACGCGUCCAAGACAUUUCAGAGCGCCAUUGUCGGCGUGGCGUGCCUCGGCGCCGGCACGGCGUUCGUCAAGAUCCUCGGCGGGAGAGAGAGCAAUUGGCUCUUCGACGGGGCCAGCCUAUUUCUCUGGGCAGCGAUCGGGGUAGUGCUGUCACAGAAGGUAUUCCCGAGCAUCGUCGCGCUACCGCCGCUGCUGCCGUUGCCCGAGGCAAAUCCGCUGAAUGCGUCGGACCUGCUUUCGAUCUUGCUGCGUGACCUCGCGACGGCAAAUGCGCUGAUCGCUGCGGCGCUCGUCGGCGUUGUGCUGCUGCAGAGCGGGCAGUAUUACUCGGAGCGGUUGGAGGAGCGCGAGCGCAUGGAGGAACUGGACGCGCGGUUACGCCGGCGGCAACGGCGCUUGGAGCACGAGGCCCACGCCACAAAAGAGAAGCUAGAAACUGCGCAAACGGGGUCGUCUGCGGCCAUAGCAGUUACGACGGCAGUGUCGAUUCCGGCGGAAGGCACUUCCGCGAGCAGCCGCGCGUAGCUGCACCUAGGCUUGGACGAUUUGCCGUUAAGAAAUACUGGCCUACGCUUCCACUGCACUGCAUCCGCUCUUGCUCCCCCGCUUGCCGUUGAUGCAAUAUUCAUCUGAUUUUGAGGGCUAACGGUAUACGCUUACGGAAGCCAAAGACGAUUCCACACUUGAUGCUGAGCGCUUGCGCCAUGGCCUGGCGGGCAUAUGUGCUGACCCCAUACGGACUUUGUUGAGGGCGGAAACGGACCGCAGACACGAGAAAUGUAGAUGUAGGCGCGCACUCACGUCCUUCGUAGACGCACGAAUUGCAGCCGCCGCAGUAGUAGCAGAUCAUUGCCUCGACAUCUGAGCGAGAGCAGGGAGAAACGCGGGUCACACUACAAGCCGCUGGAAGCCGAGCUAAUGCGAUGGGUGGCGCACUGUGCACAGCCAUUCAUCAUAUUUCGUGUGAAAAUGUAUUUGGGGGGGGUCCG
Tilletiaria anomala UBC 951 is the source of this 1260-nucleotide messenger RNA. RefSeq lists its product as uncharacterized. Gene Ontology annotation, biological process: endoplasmic reticulum to Golgi vesicle-mediated transport. The record is from RefSeq and is a predicted model, not a curated record. The transcript is spliced from 4 exons. Lineage: Eukaryota; Fungi; Basidiomycota; Exobasidiomycetes; Georgefischeriales; Tilletiariaceae. The coding region runs from base 113 to 796 and encodes 227 amino acids. Gene Ontology annotation, cellular component: endoplasmic reticulum membrane.